CAAUUUUUGUAAAGUCCUAGAGUCAAAAAAAUUAUGUCUAUCACAUCUUCCAUAUCGGAAGCACACUGUGCAGGACUUCGUGAUCUGUUGGUCAACGAAAAAAAUACUCCUGUGCUGCUGCAGCUAGCGAGAAGCAUCACAAAAAACGUGUGCACUAUCGAAGAUGCCGAGGAAGCACUUGGGUACGUCACGGCGCAUUUGGAGGAUAUACACAAGGUACUACACAAGCGUCACAUUACCAGAGAUCUGCUUUUCAAGUACUUGCACACAAGACUGCCGGGUACAUCGACCGAUUUCACUAAAGCGGAUCUGGUUAUGAGAGUCAUUCAGUAUUGGGAUAAACAAAUUACAACAGAAUCAGUUGCCAAGCAAACUUCAGUAACAACAAUUGAACGUAUAGAGGAAACUGAGCAGGAUUAUCCCAUCAAUUUGAUGGCACGCAAAUUUGGUGAAUGGUUCUUUGAGAAGUUCAAUGCCAACGAUCUGAACCCAUCGGAUUUAUGGAGCGAUUCCGUAUUGCAGCUUAGUGUGAUUGCUGAUGACGGCACUAGUGACGUUGAGUGCUCAACAGCCGAAGAGGUUAUCGCAUCAUUAUUCAGUGCUAAAGAUCAAUUUGGUUUCUAUUUCAAUCCGAACUUAACACACACGGGCGUCCAAGGACGCAUCGAUGUCUAUGGCCAUGUUGUGGUGCUCUGUUGCGGCACUUUGCAUACAGGCGACAGAUCUGUGGGCGUCUUUGAGUGUGCGUUUGGUCUGCUGCGUGAUCCAAAUGCUGACAACAACUGGAAACCCAAGAAGUUCAAGUGGUCGCUGCGCAGUGAACUGACUCCACCAGAACUGCAUACACUCAACUCCAGCGAAUCCUUGCAGACGGCACUGGCUUUGCCAACACCCAACGAUACACUGGACUAACACUACGAAGGAGGAACUGUUGUGAAGGCAGCUACAAGGCUCGUAUAUAUAAGUUAAUAUUUAUUUUGCUUAAAUAUAAAACUAGUCUGUUAAAUAGGAGUCCAUAUAACCCAGAUACCAAUAAGUCUGUUUCAAUUGUCAUAAAUUACAUGUUACAUUUAAAGUUUUUGUAAUGCAUUAAUGUAUCGGAUAUAUGUUAAACAAGAAUGUAUUCUGAAAUCGUUUAAGUUU
Drosophila albomicans is the source of this 1143-nucleotide messenger RNA. RefSeq lists its product as uncharacterized. The transcript is spliced from 2 exons. NCBI's taxonomy places the organism in Eukaryota, Metazoa, Arthropoda, Insecta, Diptera, Drosophilidae. The record is from RefSeq and is a predicted model, not a curated record. Bases 34 to 912 code for a protein of 292 amino acids.